This is a messenger RNA of Penicilliopsis zonata CBS 506.65, 1161 nucleotides long. RefSeq lists its product as hypothetical. Lineage: Eukaryota; Fungi; Ascomycota; Eurotiomycetes; Eurotiales; Aspergillaceae. The record is from RefSeq and is a predicted model, not a curated record. The transcript is spliced from 4 exons. The coding region runs from base 1 to 1161 and encodes 386 amino acids.
AUGUUUUCAAAGCCCUCGCUCAAGCCGUUUAAUUUUUUCUUUGAUCCUGCCCCACAUGAUGUGAACUGUAGCAACAAUCUCUUCUCAUAUCUGAAAAACGCCAGCCAGGAGAUUGUUCCAGGCCUUGAGAACAGCGUCUGCUUUAACCCCCGUGAAAUAGGACUACCAUGGUCAACCGCCUUCCCGAUCGCUGUUCACAGCAAGUACUGGCAGGAUGCUAGAAUAGCUGCAGAAGAUUUACUGCGUCGAAUCCGUUUUGGCCAGAAUGCAGAUCAAGAAGAAUUGAACGAACGUGACCAUCUCUUGCUGGAUAGUGCUGUUUCUGCGCCAAUCCAUAUGUUUCCUGGAGCGAGCUCAAGCCAGGCUAAGGUUUUAGCCAAGGGAAACGUGUUUAUAUUUGUUCAUGAUGGUAAUGGACAGCAAAGGACAUGGUCGGGUAAGAAUGUUCUAUAUAAUAUCAUCAUUAUUACUAGUGAUCAUCUAACAUUUGAGCCUCUCCCUGAAGAUUCAAGUGCAUACCAUCGACAAUGGAAAAACCAAUUGUUCCAGGAAUGGGUUAACGAGUGCGUCGAGGAGAAUAUUAAUGGUGGUCUACAGUUUGUUCAUGGGGCACUUCACUGGGCUAAACAUACACUUGAAAAUCCACUAAGGAGUGGCGGGGAAUUUACAGUAUGGUCUGACUAUGUGGAAUAUCGCAACAAGGACUUCCUGAGCAUUGCUGUAAGUGGAAUGUUACAGCUUUCAACCGGCGUGGAGGUCUCUGAUUCAGAGAAACUGCCGUUAAGUGAGAUGUAUACAUUAUAUAUGACGCACUUUAGUCUCACAAAUGAUCUCUACUCAUAUGAGAAAGAGGUCAUAGAGGCUGAAGAAUAUGGAACUCCGGUUACAAACGGAGUUGCGGUCCUUGAGCAGAUUCUCAAUGUAUCUGGAGAAACUGCGAAAUCCAUACUGCGCUCGAUCCUUAUCGGCCUUGAGAAGAAGCUUGAUGCUAUCUACAACGCCCAUACGAAAUCUGGCAAGCUCAAUUUGAGACAACUUCGAUAUGCAAGGGCAAUGCUUGAAGGAUUGGCCGGCAAUAUAUUCUAUUCCGCGACUGCCGGUCGUUACGCUCGUGUUGUUCCUGGUUCUCGCAUUUUGAGUUGGUUUCCACGUUUUGAAUGA